AUGUCUACCAAACAGUUCCAACAAUAUCCUGGGUACUACCCAGAACAGUACCCUUAUCAGUACCAGGGUCAACAGGGCCAAACCCAACUGCAACAGGGCCAGCAGAUGCAACAACAGCCUCAACAGCCCAUGAGUGGUCAACAAUUGCAGAAUCAAGCCGGUCAAUACGGCCUGCAAUCCUAUAAUCAAUACUACAUGAUGAACAACCAACAGGUUGCAGCUCAGGGUCAACAACAACAGCUGCAAUCCCAGCUGCAACAGCAUCAACCGCAACAACUGCAACUGCAAUCUCUGCAACAACAACAACCGGGGCACCAAUCCCAACAACAAAAUGGCCAGCAGUCGCAAUACUCGCAAUAUCAACAACCUCAAUUGGCCCAAGGCUCUCAACAAGGUAAUGCCAGUGCUAUCGGUGGUAACGGUAAUGUCGAGUAUUCCCAUCAUUUCCCUGCAUACAACGCGGGUCAAAACUCGUAUGCACAAUAUCCUAUGUACCAGAACGUCCCUGGUGGUCCUCAGAUCUCUGCAACGGCCGGCACGGGAGCCAACUCAGCUGCCCCCCAGCCGCAACUCUACGAAGGGGCUUCAAACCAGAGACAAGACUACCGCACUGCGUCUGGCUCAAAUCUGACUGGUGCCUCCUCGGCUCAACAGCAGAAGGCCACCUUGGCCACCCCCACUGGACCAACUACUGGUGUUCCUGCCUCUUCUUCUAGUACCCUGGCCACCCAGGCUAGCAACGCCACCUCGCAAUCUGGUCGUCCACAAAGCACUGUGUCCAACGCAGCAUCUGUGCCAGGCACAGGAGCGCGGACUGCAGGAAGUGUGAGUUCCGACGCAGCUGCGGUUAAAGCUAAGAGGGAAGAGUUGGAGACCCCUUCCUCGAACUCAACUUUGGGUCAACUCCAACCUCCUGGAAUUCGUCCAAGAGUCACCACCACCAUGUGGGAGGAUGAGAAGACUCUUUGUUACCAGGUUGAUGCCAACAAUGUUUCUGUGGUGCGCCGUGCUGACAACAAUAUGAUAAACGGUACUAAGCUCUUGAAUGUCGCUCAGAUGACCCGUGGUCGUCGUGACGGUAUUUUGAAACUGGAAAAGAUGCGUCACGUAGUAAAGAUUGGUUCCAUGCAUUUGAAGGGUGUAUGGAUUCCUUUUGAACGUGCGCUUGCAAUGGCUCAACGUGAAGGUAUCGUGGACAUGUUGUACCCAUUGUUCGUACGUGAUAUCAAGAGAAUGAUUCAAACCGGUGUCACUCCAGCAUCGCAUCUGAAUACUGCUUCCAAUGCCGCUGCAUCGUCUGCUGCUGCCGGAAAAGCGGUUUCUCUUGCUACUGCUGGCAGCUAUCCAGGCGCUUCUGCCGGUGGUGCUUCAGCUGCAUCUAAUAGUAACUUCUUCCAACAACAGUACGCCGGACAGUAUCCUCAGGCUGGUGCUUCUUCUUCCAACCCAGCAGCUUCUGCUGCCGAGCCCGGCAAUACCGCAUCUCAGCACGUUCAACAACAACAACAGCAACAACAACAGCAUCAAGCUAAUCAACAAGCUCAACAAACUCAACAACAACAACAGGCUCCUCAACAAGUCUAUGGCUACUCUCAGCCAUAUUAUAAUCAAUACUAUGGCCAGUAUAACCAGGGCGGAGCUGUUGGCAAUGGAGCUGGUGGAGCCGCCAACUAUUCAUCUUACUCACAAGAGCAAUACUCCUCAUAUCCUGGAUAUCCUCAAAGCAAUAUGUCGAGUGCUGCCCAGGCUGUAGGCCAGAAGUCUUCUUUCGACCAAGGUCUGAAAGCAAGCAAAGCCAGCCUUCCAAAACAACAGGGCUCUCCUGGUCAAAAGGAUUCCAAGGACAACGAGAAAAAAGCAAAGGCUUAA
This is a messenger RNA of Australozyma saopauloensis, 1869 nucleotides long. RefSeq names its product KilA-N domain-containing central transcriptional regulator EFG1 (gene EFG1). The transcript has a single exon. Gene Ontology annotation, biological process: positive regulation of transcription by RNA polymerase II. Gene Ontology annotation, molecular function: DNA-binding transcription factor activity; sequence-specific DNA binding. Gene Ontology annotation, cellular component: nucleus. Bases 1 to 1869 code for a protein of 622 amino acids. NCBI's taxonomy places the organism in Eukaryota, Fungi, Ascomycota, Pichiomycetes, Serinales, Metschnikowiaceae. The record is from RefSeq and is a predicted model, not a curated record.